AUGGAGGCGACAGAGGUCGACAACGACACCAGGGGGUGGAUCAUGUGUAUCGUGAGCGGAAUGGCCUGCGUCGUUGGCGCAUCCAUCAUUUGCGUCGACCUGCUUGUGCGCUACAUUCCUGGAAAACGCAACUUCAGGAUACAAGACAGCAAUGGCUUCUUGGCCUGCUCACUAAGCCUGAGUUUCGGAGUCAUGCUUUACUCGGCCUUGAACAACAUGCUGCCGUCUGCAAAGAAGUAUCUGAAGGAUGAUGGGUUUCAAGACCAGCUGGCAGGAUUCCUUAUGAUGGCCUGCUUUAUUGGAGGGUUCGUCGGCAUUCAAGUAAUUUCACGCCUGCUGCACCAGUACAUGCCGUCGCAUGUUGUCGACUGCGAUCACACGCACGACCACGGUGAGAAUGAUUUCCGGUCGCGCAGUCUAAGCAGGCAGACGUCUACCUACACUUCGAGUCGUCGAUCAUCCCGCCGCCCGCUUCUCGGAAGGGUUGCAAAGAACGGCCACGCCACCGAGUCGACUCCUCUGCUCAACGGAGGGGUGCCGCAAGAAAACGGCGCCCACCUUGUAGCCAAGCGCCACACCUCGAGUAGAACCCCGAGCGUCAACACCGCGCAUUCUACCCCUGCUCGGACUUCGCGGAGUCGUGGUCCCACAGCCGAUAGACGACCGUCCAUGGCCCAAGUCCAACAGCGGGUCAUGUCCUUCGUCAAAGACACAAAAACCAACUGCGAUGAGGACGGGCCGUGUUUUGGAUACACUGACCCUUGCGGGCAGGAGUGCUUCAAGCACUUGAGCAACCGAACAACAACUGCUCCAAGACAUCCGUCCAUGCUUCGGACGAGCAUGGGGAGCUUCAAUGUUCACAGCCACGCCGACCUGGACGACUUGGAGGAGGGCGGUCCCUUAAGCGACCCGCCCACCAGCGGGACAGUGCAGACGAGCCGUGCGACGUCAAGAGAGCCUCUGUCAGAACACCAUGAGACGGAUCACCAUGGUCAUGGCCACAACGCCCAUGGCGAUGCCGAGCACAUGGGCGAAGACGUCGAGGCCCAACAUCACCACCAUGUUCCCACCAACGCCUUCCUCUCACUUGGCCUGCAGACCUCGAUCGCUAUCGCGCUGCACAAGUUCCCCGAGGGCUUCAUCACAUACGCGACGAACCACGCCAACCCCACGCUGGGCUUCAACGUCUUCAUGGCCCUGUUCGUGCACAACAUCACCGAGGGCUUCGCCAUGGCGCUGCCGCUGUACAUGGCGCUCGGGAGUCGCCUUAAGGCCAUGGUCUGGUCCGCCCUCCUGGGCGGCUUCAGCCAGCCCCUUGGCGCGGGCAUCGCCGUUUUGUGGUUGAAGCUUGCUAAGCACACCUGCCUCACUCCCACCGCCGUCGCGUACGCCUGCAUGUUCGCCAUUACGGCCGGUAUCAUGGUGAGCGUCGGUCUGCAGCUGUUCGUCGAGGCGCUUAGUUUGAACCACAACCGAAACCUUUGCAUCUUUUUCGGAUUCAUGGGCAUGGCUCUACUGGGCAUCACCGGCGCCAUCGCCUCUACGCAUUAA
Colletotrichum graminicola M1.001 is the source of this 1551-nucleotide messenger RNA. RefSeq names its product ZIP Zinc transporter. The transcript has 3 exons. NCBI's taxonomy places the organism in Eukaryota, Fungi, Ascomycota, Sordariomycetes, Glomerellales, Glomerellaceae. Gene Ontology annotation, biological process: zinc ion transmembrane transport. The record is from RefSeq and is a predicted model, not a curated record. Gene Ontology annotation, cellular component: membrane. Gene Ontology annotation, molecular function: zinc ion transmembrane transporter activity. Bases 1 to 1551 code for a protein of 516 amino acids.